Messenger RNA from Trichechus manatus latirostris (Florida manatee), 4001 nucleotides. It is a transcript of the gene BNIP3L, whose product is annotated as BCL2 interacting protein 3 like. The coding region runs from base 772 to 1308 and encodes 178 amino acids. Gene Ontology annotation, cellular component: nucleus; endoplasmic reticulum; nuclear envelope. The transcript has 6 exons. NCBI's taxonomy places the organism in Eukaryota, Metazoa, Chordata, Mammalia, Sirenia, Trichechidae. The record is from RefSeq and is a predicted model, not a curated record. Gene Ontology annotation, biological process: defense response to virus; positive regulation of apoptotic process; mitochondrial outer membrane permeabilization.
AUGAGUCAGAACUGACUCGACAGUGGCUAACAACAACAGCAGCAGGCACAUUAUGUGUGUUACUGCAUUUAAUCUUUACACCAGCCCUGUAAGGUAGGUACUUUACUUAUACUGUGUUAUUGACUGUUUUACAAAUGAAGAACCUGAAACUCAGAAGAUUGUACAUCUUGGUGGAGCCAUAUUUCUAACCAAGUCAACCUUUGAGCUUUUCCUUCAUGUAAGGAUGAUAUUGUGUUCAGUUCUGUUUCUGGUAUAGUUAGCCCCUUGUGUAGAGUGCAUUUUAGGGUUUGAGCCUGUUUUGAUGAUUAUUUUGAUUUACUGAUGGAAGACUGUUCAGCAGGGAAGUCUCUAAUGCUUCUGCUGGGAGUUUAGAGGAAUGGCAUCACCAAACUGCUUGGUUUUAACUUACAUUUUUUUAAACAAAAUUUACUGUAGGGAAUGGAAAUUAUGAAGAAAAUACACCAUACCUCUUUUUGUUGUGAAGUUUAUUGGCUGCUGUUAUCGAUUCUUAUUAAAAUUAAAGCACCAGCAAACUCAUUGGACCAAUAAAUAUUUUCAAGACAUCCAGAUUACCAAUGCCACUUCUCUUUUUUCUUGUGGCUCCACCCCCUUGGACUAUCUGCCUAAGAAAAAUUAAUGUCUGCCUGUAGCAGAUGCAUACUUGUUUCUCCCCUGAAACCAACAAGGCUUAAUGAAAACUCUAGAAAGUAGGAACUUGUGGGAAAGAAGAGAAAAGAGACCAGUUCACAAGGUUCCUGGGUGGAGCUGCCAAUGAACAGCAGCAAUGGCAAUGAUAAUGGCAAUGGGAAAAAUGGGGGACUAGAACAUGUACCUUCUUCAUCCUCUAUCCACAAUGGAGACAUGGAGAAGAUUCUUUUGGAUGCACAACAUGAAUCAGGACAGAGUAGUUCAAGGGGCAGUUCUCAUUGUGACAGCCCUUCCCCACAAGAUGGACAGAUUAUGUUUGAUGUAGAAAUGCAUACUAGCAGGGACCAUAGCUCUCAGUCAGAAGAAGAAGCUACAGAAGGAGAGAAAGAAGUUGAGACUUUGAAGAAAAGUGUAGAGUGGGUAUCUGACUGGUCCAGUAGACCUGAAAACAUUCCACCUAAGGAGUUCCACUUCAGGCACCCUAAACGUUCUGUUUCUUUAAGCAUGAGAAAAAGUGGAGCCAUGAAGAAAGGGGGUAUCUUCUCUGCAGAAUUCCUUAAGGUGUUCAUUCCAUCUCUCUUCGUUUCUCACGUUUUGGCUUUGGGGCUAGGCAUCUAUAUUGGAAAACGACUGAGCACAUCUUCUGCCAGCACCUACUGAGGGAAAGAAAAGCCCCUGGAAAUGCGUGUGACCUGUGAAGUGGUGUUAUUGUCACAUUAGUUUAUUUGAACUUGAGACCACUGUAAGCAUGACCCAACCUACCACCCUAUUUUUACAUAUCCAAGUUCCAGUAACUCAAAAUCCAGUAUUUUAUUCAAACUCUGUUGAGGCAUUUUACUAACCUCAUUCCCUUUUUGGCCUGUAAGACACUUCAGAAUUUCCUAACAGAGUUUACUGCUGUUUAGAAAUUUGCAAGGGCUUCUUUUCUGCAAAUGCCACCAGCAGAUUAUAAUUUUGUCGACAAUGCUGUUGUCUCCUUUUAGUCAGCACCAGACUUAGAUCUGCAUCAUUGAUGGUAUAAAUUUUACUCUUGCAAGAUAACUACGUCCCUCUGCUCAAAUGAGAUCAGGUUAGCAAAUGAUAAUAAAGCUUUGUUUUUUUCAAGACAAAGGCAAGCUUCCCCAAACUUGAAUUUAUAGUUAUUACAAAAGAAAAUAAAAACAGACAAAAACAACAACAACAAAAAAGACACAAGUUAAAAAAAAAAAUCCUGGGCAAUAAAAAAAUUAUUUUAAACCAGCUUUGGAGCCGCCUUUUGUCUGAGCCUCCUAAUAGAGACUUUUAGUUUGUAGGAGGCAGGCUAUACAAAUAAUAGAUACAAAAUAGAAUAAGAACUAAAACACAUCAGCAGAUUUUAAUACUAGUAUAUUGUAACGUCUUUUCUAUCAUGUAGAAUCUUUGUUUCUGAUAAGGAAUGUCUCAGGCCUAGAAAUAUAUGAAAUUGCUUUGGGAUUUUUGUGUAUGUUUGGUAUUUUUAUGUUUUUUAGCUGCAUGUGAAUUUUUCUUAAUUUUCUUUACAUUUUUUUAUUUCUUUUUCUCUCUCUCUCUCUCUCUCUCUAAGAGGCUUUGGAAUGAGUUCCAAUUUGUGUGUAAAUAUAGGCUUCUUGUUUUAGGAAGCAUCACCUAUACUCUAAAGCCUUUAAACUCUGAAGACAGUAAUUUCAGAAUUAUUCCAAGCGUGUGGGCAACUCUGAGAAACAGACUUGGGUCAUGGGAACAACUGACAGAAUUCUGAAAAGAUGCCAUUUGUUUGCUUCUGAUCUCGUAUUAUUAUUGUUUACUGUACAAUCUUCCCAAGGUGAUUCCUGUCAUUCUGCAGGCACUGGUGAUUUUCUCAUGUAGCCAUCUUUUCAGUUAUGUUAAACUGCUGAAAUUCCAGCACUCUCAGCAACUUCUUCCUUCAGUGGCACACUUUUUUUCUUUCUCUAAAAUGUGAAGCUUUAGGACCAAAUUGUUAGAAAGCAUCAGGAUUAUCAGUUACUUCAAGUAGAUUUUAUUGGAUUUCAGAACACAUAGCGUGGCUUUGAAGGAUACUACUAACUACUAUAUGUUUUAUAUUUAAAUAAUUACUGUUUAUGAUAUAGACAUUACUGUUGAAUAUUUAAGAGAAACAUUGUUAAUUUUAAAGCUAGCAAUCUGUUCAUUAAAUAAGGCGCAUCAGGUUAACUUGAAUAAAAACACUACGACAACCAGGUUUGCCAGUUUUCAGAAACUCUUUACUCUCUCACAUCAAGUUUUGCAAAUUGAUGUUAUACUAGAAAAUAACAAAAAAUUAAUUUCAAAUAUAUUUUUUCAAAAAUAUAGCUGCUUAUCUUUAAGAAAGAUGAUAUAUCCAAAAUCCUUUUCUGAAUUAUUUUUCUUUUUUUCUAGCAUUUGAUGUCUGAAUAAUUUUGGGUAUCUUUUUAUUUUACCUUAUUUCUAUAUUAAUCUUAAACCCGGUCACUCGAUUUGCCUUCUGUAACCUGUUUAUUUCAAGUGUCCACAUUUGAAUCUCUUUUGGAAGAAAGUAAAUUUGAUGUCCUCUGAUUUUGAAAAGCCUGAAUAAAAUUGAAAAGAGAACUAAAUAGAUAACACCUUACUUUGUACUAUAAUUGGCAUCAUGGGAGAGAAAAGAAUUAUACUUAAAGUAAAAGCAACUUUUUACAGUCACCACAUUGCCUUCUUUACAAAUUCUGUAGUGAUUGUAUUGGUGGUAUGAUUAGAACUUGGGGUGUAUUUUUUUUUUCAAUAUUAAAAAUAAAUUUAGUUCUACCCUUUUUCUUAAAGUAUCUGUGGAAUUAUGGAAUCUUAAAAAAUGAAUACAUAAUCACAGUAGAACUUAACCAUAAGAUGAAAUGAUGCAGUAUUUAUUGGUAGCCCUAAUAUAUGGAAUGAAUGUUUAUGACUCCUACCCAGAUUUACAUUGAACAGAAACAGAUUGUAUUAUUGGAAGGGAGAACCACAAUUAACAGUUGAAAUUUUAAGGUAAUGUUUUAAAAGCUUUACACCUGUUUACAAUUGGAGAUGAAAAGGAAGGCUUGAUUUUUCUCAUGUUUGAUGAAAACUGGCUUAAACUAUUUGUAAGUAGAUUCAUGAGCAAAAGUGUACAAACUUGCACAUUAAAAAAUGUAACACGUUAUCUUGAUUGCAGUAAAAAUAUUUACCAUUAUAAAAAAUGAAAAUUGGGAACUCAGCCAGUGAGUUGAUUUUUUAAGUGAACCAGUUGUUGAUAUUAUUGGGAAUAACUGAGCCAAAGUGAUUAUGCGUUCUUCAUCUAUUUAGUUAGCACUUUGUACCAUUAUAUACAGUUUACAAUACAUGUAUAACUUCUAGCUCUAAACAUUUUGUGUCAUUAAAGCUCUCACUAAACUUUU